ACGAUUCUUGUGAAAGGCAGAGUGUUUUGUAUACUCUCUCGCCUAUUACUUAUUUAUUUCUAAACAAAUUUCACGACAUUAAAUAAAGUUUUUCUUUAUUAUGUAGAAACUUUAAUCCGUACGAGUGUACCAAAAAUGUCGACAGUACUAUUGGCCGUUAUUGCAGUGAUAUUAUGUAUACUUUUCCGAAUCUUGAACGUGAAUAGUCAACCACACAAGCCUCUCAUUUAUGGACGAGAUAAAAAUUUCAUCGAAAAUAUUCUCUUCAUAGCUCCAUUUUUGAGUGAACCAUAUAUACCAACAAGAUUAUGGGGAUUCAGUGGACAUGUCCAGACAAUUCUGCACAGUCUAAUUGGAAGAGUCCGCUGCCCUUGGCCGAUAGGUGCAAGAAUAUUGCUAGUUCUACCUGACCGCUCCACUCUUACCUAUGACUUGUAUGAACCUGUUGGUGCAGAACAUGAAGACGACGUAACGGUAGCCAUAUGUCCCGGUAUCGGCAACACCUCGGAGAGUGUGUACAUUCGUACAUAUGUACACUACUCUCAGCGACACGGCUACAGAUGUGCUGUACUGAAUCACAUUGGUGCCCUCAACAGCGUUCCUGUUACAGGAGCAAGGAUCUUCUCGUAUGGUCACACGGAUGACUUCAGUUACAUGGUAGAGAAUCUCAUGGAGAAAUAUCCCAACACAAAGCUGAUUCUAGUAGGAUUCAGCCUUGGCGGCAAUUUGAUUACGAAGUACUUGGGCGAGGACAGGAAAAGGCCUAAAAAUAUUAUUGGCGGCAUCUCUAUUUGCCAGGGAUAUAACGCUAUCGACACAAUGGUGUAUCUUCUCCAAUGGCAGAAUUUCCGCCGUUUCUACCUCUACAUCAUGACAGACAACUAUAGAAACAUUAUAACGCGACAUAAGCGAAUGCUGCUAAACCAGGACAUGAAGAUAAAGUAUAAUUUGGACGAGAAGAUGAUUGUCUCGGCUGGUACAUUACCGGAUCUCGAUGAGGCUUAUUCUAGGAGAUUAUACGGCUUUAAAUCCGUGACGGAGUUGUACAAAUGGAGUUCGUCAGCUUUCUACCUUGAGCGCGUGAAGACGCCCAUGAUAUUUAUAAACGCGCGCGAUGACCCCAUAGUCCCUGAACCACUGCUGCACAUCGUCAGGGAAUUCGUUAGUUCGCAUGAUAAGAAAAUGUUCUUGGAAUUAGCGCAUGGAGGUCACCUAGGUUUCUAUGAAGGAGGUUUACUCUAUGCCAACCCCGUGACGUGGCUAGACCGAGCUGUAGUGGGUCUCGUGGGAGGUCUUUUAAUGGCACACAACAAAUGCUCACCCAAAGAGCACAUUGAAACUGACUGUUCCAUGUCAGACGAAGAGCCUGAUCUCAUUAAAUCAGCUGCAAUAUUAUAUAGGGACCCGUUUGACAAAACACAAAUAUAAUACAUUCCCGUCGUAAUUUGGCAUUUAUAUGUUAACGUUCCAAUUUACAUAUGUAGGAUUUUGAAGUUUGUGUUGAAACGUGAAAUGGAACGCAAUUAUCGAAUUUCAAAUGAGAUUAUGGUUUUCAGUUUGCAUGGAUGUGUUGCUUUAGGUGUAUUAUUGAAUAAUGACCAGAGCAGAUUUAACCUCUAAGGCCGGACGUAUACCCAAAAUGAGCGGUGCUACAAAUCGUAAAUGUUUGAUUCUCGUAGGAAAUUACGAAAAUAUUUUGAAUAAAGAUCCCGGCCUAAAAUGGGUUUAAUAGCCUAAUAUGCAAACAUAGGUUGCAAUAUGUUGUGGACUCUGGCAGUUUUUGCUUGAAUGUAUUUCCAAUGUUUGUGUUUUAACUCAAAUUUUUAAUGUAUCAAUAUUGAUCGUUUAAAUCGUAUUAAAUUGCAUUAAUUGUAUGGUUGACGUAUGUUUUUAAGUACGGUUAAUUAGGAAAGAUAGUCCAUUUAUUCUGAAUAAUUUAAAGUGUAAACAAACCUUAGCGUGAAGAAAAAUCAUGUUUUUAUCACAUACAACACACGUUUCUCGUUUAUGAACUUAAAUAAUGUAAUAGAUUUAAUAAAAAAAUUACCGUUUUAAAUCAAUAAUACACAAAGACCAAGAAAGAAUACAGAAUCAAAAUAAAAUUACAUUUUGAUAUCAACAUUCUCAUUGACACAUUGCGAGAGCGUAAUCAAAGAGUUACAGAGUGGAGAUUGGUUUGUGAUCUGUGAUAGUUCAUCAAAUAUAAUUUAAACCGUUUCCUUGUAUGUUUAGUAUUUAGUUCGUACUUAUGUAUCAUAAGGUAUAUUUUGGAUACAGAACCUACCUUGUUAAUGAUGCAUUUUGGAAUUAAUAACGAUGUUGUUUUUUUUGUUUUCAUUGUAAUUUUAUGUAUAUUUUAUUGUUUACAUAACAUAAAUUAACCAUAAGCUUAAAUUAUAAUUUAUACUUGACAACUACAUAAGGUGAAAGAGGCCAUAUGAAUCUCUCACCAUUUCAUUGAUUAUUAAGUUAAUAAUUCUACACCACCUGACUUUCCUCACUUCAUCUUCAUGUCUCUGGUUAAAAAGUACGCCAUAUUUGUUUACCUUUUCAAUAUAUUUAGAAUAAAUGGACUGUAGACCGUGUUAUUUUUUAACAAAAUAUUUUGUUCAGUUGAAAAAUAAGUCGAUAUCUCUACGUGAUAACAUAAAAUAAACGAAAAAAAUGCUUUAAUACUGAUACGAACGAUUAUUGUAUUCGAAAUUUAAAAUGUAUAUCCUGACUUCUUUGAAGAAUGAAGGUAGCUGCUAAUUGCAAACGACAAGUUGAUACGAUGAAUUAAAAUUUUAGAAUACAACAUUUUGUACUAUUUCUAGUAAUAAUGAUUUUAACACAGCAUUGGAACCAAUAUUGUUUGUUUCUCAUCAACUUAAUUUAUUAUUAUAAACACAUUUUUACUGCCUUUUAUCUGUUUAUGCGGAUUAGAAAUCCGAUUUGAAAUAUUUAGUAGCUAAUGCCUUAAUAUUUUGUUUUAAUAAGUGGUAGUGUUAUAAAGCACAAUAACAGGUUAUAAAGUGUCUUAAAACUUGUUUAAAUUAUUGUAUGAAGCUUGUUAGCUGAGCUAAGGUAAUUAAUUAUUUUUAUAUAUCGCGUGUUGAGAUGCCUUCUAUUGAUUGGCUUUACAUUUAAACAUCAAAUAUUUGAGUGCAAUGUAUUCGAUUAACGUAACUUUCGGAAAAGUUUUCUAAAAAUCUCCGUUUGUUUCUGAUUAAUAUGGUAAGAAACAAAUUUUUCGAGGGUAUUUUCAAAAUUCAAUGUUUUCCAAAUUUGUCUUAAGCCGAUCGUCCACCGCCAACUAAACUAAACUCGGGGAACUAAACUAAGCUAAACUAAAGUUGUCCGUUUACAAAAAAAUAAGCUAAAACUACAUUAGUGAUGGGUCAGUUUGUGCUGAGGUGCUGAAACGUUGAGUUAUCCGGACCUUAUCCGGAAGAAGAGACGAGCUAUGACGAGAGUUCUGAGGAGGAUUUCAAUCGUCAUAGAAAAAGAAGAUUGAUUAUUACUCAUUUUAUAAAGAAAAAACGCAUCACAUACUGGAUAAGUAAACACAUUCAAUCCAGGAAAACAAUUAGCGAAUUUAACACUGUUUAACGAACGGACGAAAAUUUAAAGAUGUACUAUCAUGUAUCUAGAGAAUAGUUUGAUGUGUUAAUUACAAUAAUUUCCAAGGACAUCGCUAUGAUUGAUAGUAAUUAUCGAAAUGCUGUAUCGAGGCGCCAGAGGAGUGCGGCAAGGCAGUAAUAGGCUUAGUUUAGCUCACGUAGUUACCACUAAGUUAAUUGUUUUGCGUAGCUUAGCUGGCAUAGUUUGCGGUCGACGCACAUGUAUGAAAAACUGGCUCAACUAUGCGAGGUAAGAUAAACUAACUUAGUGUAGUUGGCGGUGGAUGAUCAGCUUUAUGGUGUAGAAAAAAGUUAUUGUAUUUUAAUAUUUUUUUACAUUUACACGCCAAUGGACGUCAGUAAUGUCCGAUGUUGGGCAACACGUGGCCAUGAAUGGUUGCUUUUGAAAAACACGCAAUAAUCUUUUAUAGUAUCGAGUUAUACAAACUCACUGUUAUAUAGUAAAUGUGUGUAUUAGGUCAGUGUUAGUUGUGAGUACAAAUUGCUUUUUUAAAUUAUUAAUGAAUGAAAACUAGAACGCCAGAUUCUUAGUUUAAAGGCCUUUGUAUGGACUAAUUUUUUAUAUACAUAGACGUUAAUAGCAUAAUUUGAUAUCUGUUGGCAAUAGACUAGAUACUUAAAACAGCACAGGAAGGCCGAUGAGCCAAUGUUUUUUUUACAAGAUUUUAGAUAAUCUUCAAAAAAAAUAUAUUUUUAAGAACUUCGAUAGUAAAUUGAAUCUCUGUUUAUCGUUUUACGUAGUUAUACUUAGUAUCCACAAAGAGCGCGUUACCAACGUGACAAUAAUACCUGCAGGGCUGUGUCUUUGUUUAGUAUGUUUAAAAUUAUUUGCCUUUUGUAACGAUGCACUGUUCAAGAAUGUUCUAACUUAUUCAAAUAAAUGUAAUAAAGUAUA
Messenger RNA from Pieris brassicae (large cabbage white), 4518 nucleotides. RefSeq names its product abhydrolase domain-containing protein 2 (gene Hydr2). Gene Ontology annotation, biological process: acylglycerol catabolic process; medium-chain fatty acid catabolic process; steroid hormone receptor signaling pathway. The coding region runs from base 136 to 1428 and encodes 430 amino acids. The transcript has 7 exons. Lineage: Eukaryota; Metazoa; Arthropoda; Insecta; Lepidoptera; Pieridae. Gene Ontology annotation, cellular component: sperm plasma membrane; sperm flagellum. The record is from RefSeq and is a predicted model, not a curated record. Gene Ontology annotation, molecular function: acetylesterase activity; monoacylglycerol lipase activity.